AUGAUGGAAAGAGUUCUGGCGCAACAUGCUCAAGAGCAUCCAGACGCUAUGGCCGUGCUGGACGGGCCUCCAGCCCUCACGUAUGGGAUACUGCUAGCCCGUGCCACAUGUCUGGCGGACAGGCUUCAGCUGAAAGACAAGGUUGAGGCGGAAGAGCCCGUCGGCAUUCUCCUCAGCCCUGGCCUGAGUCAAGUGGUGGCCCAAGUGGCCGUCCGUCUCGUCGGUGCAUCAUGCGUCCCUUUCGAGCCUAACCAGCCACCGAAGCGGAUCUAUGAAUUGUUACGUGAUGUUGCCGUCAGACGAGUGAUCAUUGAGGAUUUGUCUACCAACAGGUAUCAAGGCUUCGACCUUUACCCGAUGGGACACCUCGAACCGGCGCUAUUCCGCCACGAUAGUCACCUGGUUACCCAGAAAGACUGUCUCCAGAAAGAGGAUGGACGCAGUCACAUUCUUUUCACAUCGGGGUCUACGGGAAAGCCGAAACCCGUUCAGAUCCAGACAAGCAGCAUCCUCCAUCUGGCAAUGAAGAACAACAUGACUCCGCUGUCACAUACCGAUCGCGUGACCGCAUUCAACAAUCCUGGUUUCGAUCUGAGUCUGUUUGAGAUGUGGGCUACGCUGAUAGCCCGGGGGACUAUCGUGGUCCUGCCAAAGGGAGUCGCAACCGACCCAAGCCGUCUUCCUGCCUUUUUGACUGACACCCGAGCGAGCGUGAUGAUCAUCCCAACGGCCCUCUUCAAUGUAAUUGCGUCAACAGCCCCCAAUGCAUUUUGUGCUUUGCACCAUGCGAUAACAGCUGGCGAGGCAGCGAAUCCACGAGCGCUGCGAUCUGUCCUUGAGAAGGAACCUCCAGAAAACCUGUGGAAUGGAUACGGUCCUACCGAGGGGACUACCCUGACCAUGUACAGGGUAACCUUGUCGGACUGCCUGGGAGACCGCAUCAGCAUUGGCCAGCCCAUUGGAAAAGCAAUUGUUUAUCUGCUAGACGAUAACCUGGAGCCUAUCGAGGAAAGUGGCAUCCAUGGCGAACUAUGUAUUGGCGGGCCGGGAAAGUCAGCUGGCUAUCUCCACCGGAGCCGUGAGAAUGAGGAAAGAUUUAUCAAAAUACUUAUUUCAAACCGGCACACAAAAGGCCCAGGUAUAAUUGACGGCACGACUGUCGCUGGUAGUUCAAUUGUCGAACUGUAUCGGAUUGGUGACAUCGGCCAGUGGCGACGGGAUAAACCAGAAUUCCUUGACUACAUCGGUCGUCGCGAUACACAGGUCAAGCAUCAAGGAUUUCUCGUCGAACUUGAGGAAAUUUCGCGAAUUACGGAGUCGAACCCACUUGUGAAAUCUUUCGCGUAUAUCAUCCCCAGUGGCGGCAAUAAGCAGAAUCAAGACGCCAUCUUUCGAUUUGCACAGGAAACCCUGCCGUCCUACAUGAUCCCGGAGCCAUUUGAACGAAUCAUGACCUUUCCUUUGACGGCAAAUGGUAAGUUCGACCGCCAGGCUCUUCUGGACAGUUAUGCACAAGGCUCACGUGAAGGCGAGGCUGGAGGGAAGCGGAACGUCUUUAAUGGCACAUGUAUCAGCACCAACGGCAAGGACACGAGGUCUGUUCUGGCGAGAAUAUGGGAGGAGCUACUUCAAGUGUCCCGCCCCAAGCCCGAGCAAGAUUUCUUUCUCUUAGGUGCCUCGUCCAUUCAGGCGGCGGCUCUGAUAGCUCUCAUACAACAUCGGCUGGAAAGCCUGAUUACCAUGGAUGAGCUACAUGCGCAUUCCCGCUUCUCAAGUUUGUGUGAUUUUCUUGACGCCGGGCAGGCGCCCGUAGAAGAUAGACACAAGAACGCCCCAGAUCAUACUAACUGGGAAUCGGCAGCAGAAGGACGCAUUUUCCUCACGGGUGCGACUGGAUUCGUGGGAGCGCAUAUCCUCCGCCCACUCAUUGAGAGGCCGGGUGUGAAGCAAAUCGCGUGCCUUGCUCAAGCUAGGAACGGUCAAAGCGCCGUUGCUAGAGUGCAGAAGGCCAUGGAGAAAUACUGUUUGUUUCCCGACUCCUUGGAGCUCCCCCAGAAGAUCUUGGUUCUGGAGGAAGACAUUGGCGACGAGCAGCUUGGGCUUGGAUCCACGCAGUUUAAUUGGCUGGUCAAUUGGGCCAGUGUGAUCUUCCACGGUGCAGCCAAGGUCAACUUCUGCGAGUCUUACCAGGAACAUCACCGCGACAACGUCAAAGGGACACGGAACGUUUUGAACGCUGCAGCGCUCGGUCGCCGCAAGGCGUUCCAUUUAACAUUACAUGUCGAGUAUCGAUGUCUUCGGCCCAUCGGGCAUGAUUCUAGGCACGCGAAGCAUCCCCGAAGACAGUCCACUGAUAAAUCACCUGCCUGCCUUGCGAUACGACCUUGGGAAAAGGGCCUUCCGAUCGCCAUCUACCGUCCCGGCUUUAUUAUUGGAGAUAGAGUCACUGGCGCCAGUAACCCUUAUGACUUUAUCACGCGAUGGAUUGUCGGGUGCAUCGAGAUGGGGACCUUCCCGCGAAUAGUUGACAUGCGGUUCGAAUAUUGCACGAUCGACUUUGUCUGCUCCUCGGUGCUCCAGAUUGCGUCAGAGAACAGAAAUCUUGGUCAAGCCUACCACAUCUUGUCCCCCGACCGGACCAAGUGCUUGACCGUUGAGGAUACCAUCACUCUCCUCCACGAAGCCGGGUAUCCCGUGCGGAUGAUUGAUUACAGCGACUGGGUGGAGCAGGCAGUCAAGUCAGGCACGUCGGAAGGCUCACUCGCGCCGCUGAUGCCCGUCCUACAGGAGCGAGUGCUUGGAAAAUUGACGCGCUGGGAAUGCGCUCAGUUUUCGCCAGUAUAUGAAUGCACGAAUACUGUUCGUGCCCUUGCCGGUUGCCCUGAGGCACAGUAUAAACCAUUUACCAUCGAUGUCUUGAGACGCUGCAUGGCAUUCUGGAAGCGAAAAGGAUUCUAUGAUGUGUAA
Messenger RNA from Aspergillus eucalypticola CBS 122712, 2967 nucleotides. RefSeq names its product NRPS-like enzyme. The record is from RefSeq and is a predicted model, not a curated record. The coding region runs from base 1 to 2967 and encodes 988 amino acids. Lineage: Eukaryota; Fungi; Ascomycota; Eurotiomycetes; Eurotiales; Aspergillaceae. The transcript has 4 exons.